Molecule: messenger RNA, 1714 nt
Organism: Colletotrichum destructivum
Lineage: Eukaryota; Fungi; Ascomycota; Sordariomycetes; Glomerellales; Glomerellaceae
Product: Putative 14-3-3 protein
Exons: 4
Coding region: 385-1137 (250 amino acids)
Biological process (GO): intracellular protein localization; signal transduction
Cellular component (GO): cytoplasm
Source: RefSeq, a predicted model, not a curated record
CCCCCUCCCAAAAUAAUUCGUCACACGUAAACACUCCCUCCGCCUUCCCUCCUUCCCUCCCACCGCACAUCUUUUUCCACUCUUCAACAACAAAACAAACCCGCGUCAACUUCUCACCAACUCCCCGUUGCACGCAAUAUUCACACCUACCUCCUGUCAACUUCUCCUUUCCACCUCAACCUAGUCGCAUUCCCCCAAUCCCGAACCUCAACAUGUCUGGCGAUCGUGAAAGGUUUGUGCCGAGCUUCCUCGUCGAUGGGCCGCAACCCAUCGAUCAGACUCUUCCUCUGCGGGGGCUCUUCAGCGCAACAUCCUGACUGAUCCUUUCCCUACAGCAAGACCUUCCUCGCUCGCCUUUGCGAGCAGGCUGAGCGCUACGAUGAGAUGGUCGGCUACAUGAAGGAGGUUGCCAAGUUGGGCGGUGAGCUGAGCGUCGACGAGCGCAACCUCCUCAGCGUUGCCUACAAGAACGUCGUCGGUACUCGUCGUGCCUCGUGGCGCAUCAUCUCCUCCAUUGAGCAGAAGGAGGAGAGCAAGGGCUCCGACAAGCACGUCGGCACCAUCCGCGAGUACCGCACCAAGAUCGAGACCGAGCUCGAGCAGGUUUGCCAGGAUGUCCUCGACGUUCUCGACGACAGCCUCAUCCCCAACGCCCAGACCGGCGAGUCCAAGGUCUUUUACCACAAGAUGAAGGGUGACUACCACCGUUACCUUGCCGAGUUUGCCUCUGGUGAGAAGCGCAAGGGUGCUGCCACCGCCGCCCACGAGGCUUACAAGAGUGCCACCGACGUUGCUCAGACUGAGCUGACCCCCACCCACCCUAUCCGCCUCGGUCUGGCCCUUAACUUCUCCGUCUUCUACUAUGAGAUCCUGAACUCGCCCGACCGCGCCUGCCACCUUGCCAAGCAGGCUUUCGACGAUGCCAUUGCCGAGCUGGACUCUCUCUCCGAGGAGUCUUACCGCGACAGCACCCUCAUCAUGCAGCUCCUGCGUGACAACCUUACUCUCUGGACCUCUUCCGACAGCGGUGACGCUGAGGGUGCCGCUGCUGGCACCGCCGAGGCCUCUGAGGAGAAGAAGGACGAGGCCAAGCCCGAGGAGCCCAAGGCUACCGAGGAGACUCCUGCCGCCUCCUAAAUUCUGUCUUACCCUGAUACCAAUACAUCUCGGCUUGCGAUUGGACUGAGAUGGCUUGUCUGCUCGGCCGUCGGUAUGCGCUACGUGCGGACCUUCUGAUGACUGGAUCUGGCCGCCACGUUAGCGGCUGAUGAUAUCUGUGACUCGCGACAAGCGAGUCUCUUGGCGAAAGGGAGGGAUUCCGGGGGUUCUGGACGCUGAGAAAGGAAUAAUGCAUGGCAUAGUUCCUUUUGGUCCUCGGAUGUCCACCCCAGUCUGGAACAGCUUCGUUCCUUGGGCCGGGGAGGUAUUUGGAGGACCCUACUUGGCAGCUAACUACCAACCUUCCCCUUCUUCAUAUCCGUCCAUGCCCGGAAUCUUGUCCUCUUUUGUUCUCCUCGAUUCCUGCUUUUUACCCCUGUGCUGGAUGGUUUACGGCUGUCUCGUCUUCUUUUUUCGGUUUUCCUCAUAGUGGUCCUUCAGUUGUCGCGCGUCUUCUCACAGAGAGAGAAAGUCCUUCCCCCCCAAAUGCCCCUGUCUAUUCAGUCUACAAGACCAAAAGAAAAUAACAAACGUUCAUCAACAGUUUUGGACCAAC